Molecule: messenger RNA, 5135 nt
Organism: Hydractinia symbiolongicarpus
Lineage: Eukaryota; Metazoa; Cnidaria; Hydrozoa; Anthoathecata; Hydractiniidae
Product: vitellogenin-6-like
Exons: 18
Coding region: 30-5120 (1696 amino acids)
Biological process (GO): lipid transport
Molecular function (GO): lipid carrier activity
Source: RefSeq, a predicted model, not a curated record
AUCAUUCAGCUUGAUAUCGAGCCGCCAUCAUGAAGGUUACCAUAUUAAUGCUGUUUGUCGCUAUCGCGUUGUCUAAUGGAGAUAACGGCAAAGCCGAGAAACGUCCUGAAAAGCCAAUUUCAGAUGUACCGUUUAAAGUUGGACAGAAAUACACGUACGAAUAUAAAACGAUGAUGAGAGUGUUACAUCCUCUGUUGUCAAGACAAUAUCAAGAUGUCAACAUUGAAGCCAUGGUGGAUUUAUAUUUUGCGCAAGACGGCCCUAAUUUUCAAGUCACGAUGAAGAUGAGAAAGCCAGUCUUGAAAAUUGUUUCUGUCAACCCAGUAAACAGUUCCGUGCCAAUCGAGACAAUAAUACAAAGCAAAAUGACCAAAGCCUUGACUCGCCCAGUACGAUUUAUAUAUCGUGAAGGAAUCGUCGUAAAGAUUGAAUAUAUCAAAAAUGAACCAAAAUGGAGUUUGGAUAUCAAAAAGGGCGUCGUUAGUUUGCUGCACCUUGAUGUGUUAUCUUAUAAACCACAAACCGAAAACACCGUCUACAACAAAACUGAGACAACAAUUCUUGGAACAUGUAAAAGUCUUUACACCGUUGCUCCAAAAGAUCGAUUCAUAUUGUUUCAAAAAGGGAUUGAUGGAGACACGUGUGAAAAUCAACAGAUUCAAACUUACACAAACAUGAUUCCUGAAAUUGUCAGAGAAGACGUCCAGUCAAGAAUUCCAGCUUUGAAAGACGCGUCCAUCAAAUCUAUUACUGCUAUCUUCUUUAAUGUUACCAAAACUACUUCAGGAUUUAAGAUCAACAGUGCCAAUGCGACAGGGACAAUUACAUUCAGACCUUUGGGCAAUCGAGAAGACGCAGUUACCUCCAUUACUAAUCAAACUUUAGUUUUGGUAGCUGAGCAAUCAUUUGGGAAAGGCAUCAAUCUGCCAGAAAAGCUGAUAAAAGAGGAUAACUUAAUUAUGAAAUUAAACGACAUCGUCAACAAACCAAUCCCAAAAACUAAACUUGAAAUUCAAAAUCUGAUCACGCAAAUUAAAUCAUUCAUUAAACGUAUCAUCGUGGCUCACCAAGAUGUGAUGACGCCAUUUUCACAGAACCUUGCUGUGAAUACAGUAGAAAUUGUUCAAACAUUACGCACCUUGUCACCAGAUGAAAUUUCCGUUGUUCUCACUAAAUUAGUGGAUGCAAAAAGCAAGCCAGCUGAAACGGAAUGGUUAAUCCGAAUCCUUUCAUUGGUAAAUAAUGAGAAUACAAUGAAGGCGGUACUGAACGAGUUACGCGAGAAACCAGAUGUCAUUCCGUUGGAAUCGAUCGAAGAAUUCAUCUCAGCACUUGGUUCUACUCCUUUUAUUAGCAAAAACGUGGUAGUUCAUAUCCAGGAUUUUUGUCAAUUACCAGUUGUAAAGGGUAACAGAACCCUUCUUCUUACUUGUCUUACUUCAUCAGUCAAUUUGAUGAGAGCGCAGUGCAGAAAAGCACCAUUCUGCAAGUUAACUGUUCCGGAGAUUUUGCGGACAAAACUUGAAAGUAUAGAGAAACUAUCCACAUUUCCAACUGAAGAAUUUAAAGAACCCGAGGUCCUCCAAAACUUGGUGAUUGCUCAAACCUUGGAAUCUCCUGAACUUGCCGAUAUUCUUGUCAGAAUCGCUAAAAAUAAGAAAUUGUCGACUCAUGUUCGCGUUAGAGCUGCACUCGCCCUUCAGCCAUUAACCUUGAAAUUAAAAGAAAAAGUGUUGUUCCCAAUGUUUAAGUUAUACCGAACACGCCAGGAAUCAGAAGAGCUUCGUCUUUCAGCCAUCACCACCGUGCUGGAGCGCCCCACGCCAAGCAUUGUCAUGGCGUGUGUGCAAACUCUUAAGAUGGAACCUUCGUUGGCAAUUAGAAGAGUUAUUUUCGACUCCAUCGUUAUUCUUUUGGAUCGAAAAGAUUUGCCAGCUGAUUUAUUAAAAACUCUUGAAACUGCGCGAGACAUUAUUAUCCGGCGACGAUUAGCUCCAAUCAACCACCGAUGGAUCCGACCAAGCAUUGUUACAGCAAUCAAACUUUCCGAUUCAGCACGUCUCGAGUUGGUUCACAAAACUAAUUUUGUCAACAGUACUGUUGUGCCAAGAAGUCUACGCAGCAAACUUGAUAUUAUGCUCAUGGGACAACGAAUCAAUAUUCUCGAUGUUGAUAUGAGGGCUGAAGGAAUACAAGAAAUUUUGACAAAACUAUUUGGAAUUGUGCCAACGGAAUCCAAUACUUCGAAGAAAGCGCCAAAAAGAAAUGACAAAAUGGAGCAUAGCGCUACCCCUGUGCAGGAUGAAGAUUUUAAACUGUUUGCAAACAUCCGAUUAUUUGGAAAACAAUGGACGACUUUGUAUAAAUCCGCCAAGACCAAAGCUGCACCUUUGAAAGAGUUAUUUCUCGACAAUAUUUUCAGCUUUAAAGAACUUGCAAAAUUAUUAAGUGAAGGCCAUCAGCGUUUGACUAAAAAGACCAUAAUGCCAGUGGAAGGCAUCGUUCGUAUUCCAACAAUGUCUGGUGUGACUUUGGUGCACAAUAUAACAUCUCUAAUGCUGAGCAAAACAAGAACUGUCGUGAAAGCUUCAACAACACCAAGCUUGUGGAGUUUAUCAGCACUUUUGUUUCGAUCAGUAAACAAAGCUGACGUCACAGUCAGUGUCGACAGCAACAAUCGAAUAUUAAUUACUGGUGGAGCGUACUUUGAAACACCUAUUUAUCGCAGUGGACUGCAAAUCAACCAUCACGAAGACUACCCCAUCAACACAAAAGUCUCUGUGAAUGUCGAUCUGAAGACAAUGAAAUACACAACAGAUGUAGUUUCACCUUCUAUUAAAACUUUGUUAACUCAUGAAAUCGAGGCUGAACAUGUUGUCUUUCUAAGAAGUCCUCAAAAGCCCAAUAAAACGGUUUACAGACAGCCAAUUCCUCUUGAAAGCAUCGUCAAAAAGUAUAACAUUCUGCAAAAUAGUAGCAAGCCAAUAGAGCGAAAAUCGAUUGUUCAGUUGAAGGUAGGUCCCAAAAAAUAUUUGGCGGUAUCAAAUGGUCGUCUAGUCGUAUCCCCUACGCCAGAAAAUUUCAUCAUCAUUAGAAAAGGCUAUACAGGACGAUUUGCAGCAUUGGCGACAACAAAAUCUGGUUAUUUGAAGGCGGAUCCCAAAACCCAACAAAUAGUUUUAUCUCCAACCGAACCCUCCCUUUGGAGGCCUGAUCUUUCACCUGACAACAUCUUAAGGUUAUCAACUUUGGUACCAACCUCUAGAAAGGAUACGCAAAAAAUAAAACCACGCUCAUGCGUGUACAGACUUUAUCGUUACGUUCAAGAAUUGCAAAGGGAAGGUAUUGAAGCCAAAGAAAUUGAAAGAUUUUAUAAAAUGUUUAAUGACAAUGAAGAUGAGUCCGUUCGCAUCAUGACUUUAACUGCAUCUGGAGACAAAGUUAUUUUAGAUGACGGAGCAACUAAGUUAAAAGUUGUGGUCGUAAAGUCUACCACGUCUUACAUCAAAGAGAAACUUGCAGAACGACCAAUCUGCUAUGGAGAAUCAUCCAAAUUUCCAAUCUGCAUACAUGGUUGCGUCAGUUAUGGUGCCAACCCAUUGGGAUUUUUCACCCGAAUGUUGACUCCAGCACUCCUCAGCAUUGAUAUGCGUCCACCACAAGCGUUGAAAAAAAUUGUAGCAGAAAUUACUCGAAGAAAAGAAGGCGUUGAAAACGUUAUCUAUGAACUUAAGCUUACUUUCGAUGGACUUACACCGGACCAGCAGAUUCUUUCAACUCUGAAAAUCUGGAAACAGACGAAAAAAGUGUCACUGAUAAUACAGUCUGGACAAGAAUCCAAACUGAUGUGUGUAAACAUUAAGUACCCACGUGACAUGGUUUCAUUCGAUGUUAGUUUUGAACCAACUUGCUCACUUAAACACGUGACGUUGCAAACAAGAGCUAGCAUGAUGUAUCCGCGGUACUCACAAGAAAUAAUCCUCACAACAACCAUGAAAAAUCUUCCUGCUUACUGGAGAUCUAAAAUCAUUUUUAUAUCAAAAGGGAUCGUGGAACCGCUUCCGUAUGUCGCCAAAGCAAUUCUUGAUGAUUCCCUAGAAGCGGAAGUUCUUAAACCAAUCAGUAAAGUAAAUCAUGAUGGCUGUUACUACUGCUCCAAUGCAGUGAAUAACGUGAGCAUUCAAAUAAUGUUGCCAAUGAAUCGCCUUCUUGUAUUGAAAGUGGACACUCCUUUUAACAACUACAAAUACAAGGUUCAUCUUCCAACGACGGUCUUCACUUUACCUAAAGGAACUCCCGAAAUCUCACUGGCUGAAAAAGUUCAUUUUGCACUACAACCUAAAUGUUAUCACGGACACGAUUAUUUUCAAACCUUCGACGACGUGGAAUAUCAUUUUAAACUGCAAAAUGAAGGGUGUGAGUACAUUCUAAUACAGUCAUGCAGCGUGGCUCUACCUCGAUUCUUAGUGACUGAAAAAAAGAUGGGAGAGUUAAAAGCACUACGUAUUGUGUUAGAGGAUAAUGAGAUAAAAGUAGUUCCAACUCAUGACUCUAAGAUUGCACCUACAAUAAUGGUCAAUGGAGAAACAGUCUCUUUGAAAAAUAAUAAAUUGAUACAAUUGUUAAAGAAGUCAUAUAAAUUAGAAUUAAUUUUUGAUAAGGAAUUAAAACAUUUGGUUCUCAUUAAUGAAAAUUUAGGCUUGCGAGUUAUUUUAAAUAGUGGUAGAACUGUUACUGUUCGAAUUUCUCCAGUCUUAUCCUCAAAAGUUUGUGGUCUUUGCGGAAACAUGGACUCUGAACAUUCCGCAGAAAUGAUCACUCCAGAAAGGCAAGUUGUAAAGAACGGAGAACUGUUCGGUGUGUCGUGGUUGAUGCCAGCUAAAGAUUGUCGUGAAAAAUGCUCCAUGGUUUUGACGAAAGAUGUUAUCAUUAAACCUACUCCUGGUCUCGUUUGCAAACCUCUCAUCAAGCUCCCUGUUUGCAAACCCAACUGUGAACCGUUGCAUCAAACCAAGAUCUUAAACGACGUUCCAGUUGUUUGCAACAAAAGCCAAAGGAUGAAUGUACCGUUUAACAUGGAAACCAAAUGCCGUUGCUCGUGCCCAAAGUCAUUUUUCUAAAAUAGGAAUUUCGAU